Hevea brasiliensis (rubber tree) is the source of this 2301-nucleotide messenger RNA. Its product is annotated as heat shock cognate 70 kDa protein 2. Lineage: Eukaryota; Viridiplantae; Streptophyta; Magnoliopsida; Malpighiales; Euphorbiaceae. Gene Ontology annotation, biological process: cellular response to unfolded protein; protein refolding. Gene Ontology annotation, cellular component: cytoplasm. Bases 118 to 2064 code for a protein of 648 amino acids. Gene Ontology annotation, molecular function: misfolded protein binding; ATP-dependent protein folding chaperone; ATP binding. The record is from RefSeq and is a predicted model, not a curated record. The transcript has 2 exons.
CUCUCUGGUAAAGGACAACUCAUUUCUAGGCAAGCGUUACAGAAAACCCUAUCUUGCUUGCUUUUCUUCUCUAAGCCUCCAUUCUUUCAAGCAUCGUCGUUUUUGUGAUCUGUGAGAAUGGCCGGCAAAGGUGAAGGACCAGCGAUCGGAAUCGAUCUUGGUACCACUUAUUCUUGCGUAGGUGUUUGGCAACACGAUAGAGUGGAGAUCAUAGCUAACGAUCAAGGCAACAGAACAACUCCGUCUUAUGUUGCUUUUACCGAUACUGAGCGCUUGAUUGGUGAUGCUGCCAAGAACCAGGUUGCCAUGAACCCCAUCAACACCGUCUUUGAUGCAAAGCGGUUGAUUGGUAGGAGAUUUACUGAUGCGUCAGUUCAGAGUGACAUCAAGCUCUGGCCUUUCAAGGUUGUUUCAGGACCUGGAGAUAAGCCCAUGAUUAUUGUCAACUACAAGGGUGAGGAGAAGCAGUUUGCUGCUGAGGAAAUAUCUUCCAUGGUUCUCAUUAAAAUGCGUGAGAUUGCUGAGGCUUACCUUGGCACCACUGUGAAGAAUGCUGUGGUCACUGUACCUGCCUACUUCAAUGACUCUCAGAGGCAGGCUACCAAGGAUGCUGGUGUCAUUGCGGGUCUCAAUGUCAUGCGAAUCAUUAAUGAGCCCACUGCUGCUGCCAUUGCUUAUGGUCUUGAUAAGAAGGCAACCAGUGUAGGUGAGAAGAAUGUCUUGAUUUUUGACUUAGGUGGUGGCACUUUUGAUGUGUCACUCCUCACAAUUGAGGAGGGUAUCUUUGAGGUCAAGGCCACUGCUGGAGACACCCACCUUGGAGGCGAGGACUUUGACAACAGAAUGGUGAACCAUUUUGUUCAGGAAUUUAAGAGGAAGAACAAGAAAGACAUUAGUGGAAAUCCAAGAGCUCUUAGGAGGUUGAGGACAGCUUGUGAGAGGGCAAAGAGGACCCUUUCAUCCACUGCUCAGACAACUAUUGAAAUUGAUUCUUUGUAUGAGGGUAUUGAUUUCUACUCAACCAUCACCCGAGCCAGAUUUGAAGAGCUUAAUAUGGAUCUUUUCAGAAAGUGUAUGGAGCCUGUGGAGAAGUGUUUGAGGGAUGCUAAGAUGGAUAAGAGCACCGUACAUGAUGUUGUCCUUGUUGGUGGCUCCACUAGGAUUCCAAAGGUGCAGCAGCUAUUGCAAGAUUUCUUCAAUGGAAAGGAGCUUUGCAAGAGUAUCAACCCAGAUGAAGCCGUUGCUUAUGGUGCUGCUGUCCAGGCUGCCAUCUUGAGCGGUGAAGGCAAUGAGAAGGUGCAGGAUCUACUGCUCUUGGAUGUUACUCCCCUGUCCCUUGGUCUCGAAACUGCUGGUGGGGUCAUGACAGUUUUGAUCCCAAGGAACACUACCAUUCCAACCAAGAAGGAGCAAGUUUUCUCUACCUACUCUGACAAUCAACCUGGUGUGUUGAUCCAGGUUUAUGAGGGUGAGAGAACGAGAACUAGGGACAACAAUUUGCUGGGUAAAUUUGAGCUCUCAGGCAUUCCCCCGGCACCAAGGGGUGUGCCCCAGAUCACUGUGUGCUUUGAUAUUGAUGCCAAUGGUAUCUUAAAUGUUUCUGCUGAGGACAAGACCACUGGCCAGAAGAAUAAGAUUACAAUCACCAAUGACAAGGGAAGGUUGUCCAAGGAAGAGAUUGAGAAAAUGGUACAGGAAGCUGAAAAGUACAAAUCUGAAGAUGAAGAGCAUAAGAAGAAGGUUGAGGCAAAGAAUGCUUUGGAGAAUUAUUCCUACAAUAUGAGGAACACAGUGAAGGAUGAGAAGAUCAGUUCCAAGUUGGCUGCUGCUGACAAGAAGAAGAUCGAGGAUGCCAUCGAUCAGGCCAUUCAGUGGCUAGACAGCAACCAACUUGCAGAGGCAGAUGAAUUUGAGGACAAGAUGAAAGAGCUCGAGAGCAUCUGCAAUCCCAUAAUUGCCAAGAUGUACCAAGGUGCUGGUGCUGACAUGGGUGGUGGCAUGGAUGAUGAUGCUCCUCCAGCAGGUGGCAGCGGUGCAGGUCCCAAGAUUGAGGAAGUUGACUAAGGAAUCUAUUCGAUGUUGUAGUAGGGUGAUGAAAAAAAUCAUUUGGCCGAUCUAUAUUGAUCGGCAUGAUUUUGUUGCUUUAGUUUCUAUUUUUAAUUAGUUUGCUAGACAUUAUCAUCUUUUCAGUCAUCCAUUUUUAUUUUCGAUUUUAUGCCAUUAGCGGGACAAAUUUUCUGAUGCUACAUUGGCGGCUUAAUGCUGCAUUAUUUAUAAAACAUUGGCAGGAAUUUAUUCCAA